ACAUUUUCGCAUUUGAGUUGAGAAAUUCCACGAGAAAAGACGCCCUAGAAAAAAACUGCGCUCUUGACAAUUUGUGUGAAAAUAAUGAUUUUUCAUGGUGAAAAGUGGAUGGUUUAACUGGAAAAGUGCAAACUGUGAGUGACUCUGCCUGCGGGGAGUGUUGUUUGGUGUUGCAAAAAGGCAAAAAGGACUGAAAAUAAAUAGAGAGAAAGGCGGCAGUGCAAUGACUUUCCCAAAACUUCUACGACCAAGGCUGACGUCUCUGGGGCUCCUGUGUCUGCUCUCCAUCUGCUUAUGUCUCCAGUUGGACACUACUGCAGCUCAGGUGACUACCCAGGAGAGUAACAACGCAACGGAGGGACAAUGCGUUUGGUAUGGUGUGUGCUUUGUGGAUCCAUUGACACAACAUAAAAAAUACUGCCCGUACAAUGGUGCACCGAAGAAGUUGGAUACAAAGGGUCAGGAAGCUCUGGCCAAAUGGUGUGGGCAUCUCCUUCAGGAUGAAGGAACCUCAACGUGCUGUGAUGUAGAAAUGAUUGAUACGUUAAAUAAGAAUGUGGAAUUGGCUGCCAAUUUCUUAAAGCGAUGUCCGUCCUGUAUGACAAAUCUCGUAAAACAUAUGUGUGAUUUUACAUGCAGCAGAACUCAAUCUGAAUUCAUUAAUGUGAUCAGCACGGAAAAAGGGGACAAAGGGGAGUACAUCACAGAAGUUGAUCUUCAUAUAACUGAACAAUAUAUGAAUGGCACCUUCAGUUCCUGUUCACAAGUGUCUGUCCCAUCAACGGGUCAAUUGGCCCUGGAUUUGAUGUGUGGCGAGUAUGGGGCAAGUCGCUGUAGUGCAAAGAAGUGGUUUCACUACAUGGGCGACGAAGAGGGGAAUACGUAUGUUCCCUUCCAGAUAAACUACAUCGGGCAGGCGGACAAUCGAACCGUGAAUGGGUUCACGCCACUCGAUCCCGAAGUUGUGCCAUGCUAUCGGGGUUUGAAUGCCAAAACACCGGCAUGUGCGUGCGCCGACUGCGAGGAUUCGUGCCCCAAACCACCGCCCGUCCCACCAAAACCCGAACCCCUAAAUGUCCUCGGACUCGACGCCUACGCCCUGGUCAUGCUGAUUGUCUUUAUCCUCGGUACGGGACUCUUUCUCAUCGGUGUCUGCCUCUUCCCAUCGCGUCCAGAGGGUGUGGUGUUGCGUGGUGAAGGCAGUACUAGUGAUCUGCGUUCUAGUAUUGGACGUCGUUUGGCUGGUGGACACUCAAGUGGAGAAUUGGCGACUGAUCGUGAAGAUUCUCCUCUCCAAUCUAAAAGAUCGAGUGGUACGUGGGACAAUGAUCAAGAACUUCGUGUCCAUCCGGCCACGGUGACAACAUUUGGGGAUGAAGAAUCGGGAUAUUUUGAGAAAUUGGGCGCAAAAACGGAGAACUUUUUGGAAAUGUUCUUCACAAAAUGGGGCCACUUUUGCGCCUCAUACCCAUGGCUUAUUCUCUUCCUUGGCUUUUGCUUUGUCGUUGCCAUGGGGCAUGGUAUCAAGAUGCUCAUCAUUACGACGGAUCCCGUGGAGUUGUGGGCAUCCCCCACGUCGCGUUCGCGCGUUGAACGCGAAUACUAUGACAAGGAAUUCGAACCAUUCUACCGGAUAGAACAAGUAAUCAUCAAUGCAGCAAAUCUCCCAAGUAUUGUUCACAACACAUCAAAUGGACCAAUUGAAUUUGGUCCGGCAUUCAAUAAGCAAUUCCUGCUGGAUGUGUUUGAGUUGCAGGAAUCAAUAAAGCAAAUUGGACAGGAUGGUGGUGGGGUGACAAUUGAGAAAAUUUGCUUUGCACCACUCACUUCGGAAUUCCGAGGACCUGUUGUGGCGUCUGAUUGUGUCGUACAAUCACUCUGGGGUUAUUUUCAAGAUGAUAUGGAUACAUUUGAGAGUACUGAGGAUGACAAUGGGUAUGAGAUAAAUUAUUUGGAUCAUUUGGCAAAGUGCUUUGGGAAUCCAUACAAUCCGGAAUGUUUGGCCCCAUAUGGGGGUCCUGUGGAUCCGGCUGUGGCUCUUGGGGGAUUCCUCAAGGAGGGAGAAGUACUCUCGGGGCAGCCACAUUAUGAACGUGCCAAUACGGUGAUCUUGACGUUCUUGGUGAAUAAUUAUCACAAUCGUUCGCGUCUGGCCCCGGCGCUGGAGUGGGAGGAAUCGUAUGUGAAGUUCAUGCAGGAUUGGGUGCGUGGGAAUAAGACAAAUAUGAAUAUUGCCUUCACAUCUGAACGAAGUAUUCAGGAUGAAUUGAAGAGGGAAUCUCAGAGUGAUGUCUCCACGAUUCUUGUGUCCUACAUCAUUAUGUUUGCCUACAUUGCAAUCUCCUUGGGGCAUGUGGAGGAGUUCAGUAGGAUUCUCAUUGAUAGUAAGAUCACGCUGGGGCUGGGAGGUGUUGUCAUCGUCCUGGCUUCAGUUGUAUCCUCCGUGGGGCUCUUUGGCUUCAUUGGGGUCCCUGCAACGCUCAUCAUUGUCGAAGUUAUUCCCUUCCUCGUUCUCGCCGUGGGAGUGGACAAUAUCUUCAUUAUGGUGCAAACGCAUCAGCGUGAACCGAAAAAGCCCACCGAGACACAUGCUGAGCACAUUGGAAGGAUCCUUGGCAAGGUUGGCCCAUCAAUUUUGCUCACAUCAGUCAGUGAGAGUUGCUGCUUCUUCCUCGGUGGACUCUCCGACAUGCCCGCUGUUCGGGCAUUUGCUCUCUACGCUGGUAUGGCACUCCUCAUUGAUUUCCUCCUGCAAGUUACGUGUUUCGUGAGUCUCCUUUCACUGGAUGCCGUGCGGCAGGCGGAGAAUCGUUUUGACAUCUUCUGCUUUGCGCGUGGAAAGAAAACGGAUGCCCCAGCCAAUGUUGAGGGGGUCCUGUACAAGUUCUUCAAAGUUCUCUACGUGCCUUUCAUAAUGCAACGCAAAGUUCGCAUUGGUGUAAUGAUCGUCUUCUUUGCAUGGCUCUGUGCGAGUAUCUCCGUAGCGCCACACAUUGAUGUUGGACUCGAUCAGGAGCUAUCAAUGCCUGAGGAUAGCUUCGUCCUCAAUUACUUUAGAUUCCUCCGGGAAUACAUUAGCAUUGGACCACCGGUUUACUUUGUCCUCAAGUCCGGGCUGAAUUUCUCGAGUACACCGCAUCAGAAUUUAAUUUGUGGCGGACAAUUUUGCAAUAUUGACAGCAUGUCAACGCAAAUCUACAUUGCCAGCAAGACUCCGGAUACAUCCUACAUCGCCAGGCCGGCAUCAAGUUGGAUUGAUGACUACUUUGACUGGUCUGCAUCACCGUCAUGCUGUAAAUUCUACCCAAACAAUGGCAGCUUCUGCCCACAUUCAUCCUAUGGGUGUGAUUCGUGCAAGAUUGUUCUUGAUCCGGAGAUGGGUCGCCCCAAUGCAACAGGUUUCAGUAAAUACCUGCCAUUCUUCCUGCAAGACAAUCCCGAUGAUGUGUGCGCCAAAGCAGGACAUGCAGCGUAUGGGCAUGCUGUGAAUUAUGCCUACAGUCGUCGCUGGAAGCAAACCCAGGUGGGCUCCUCAUACUUCAUGGGCUACCACACAAUCCUGAAGACUUCCUCCGACUACUACGAAGCCAUGCGUUCAGCCAGGAAGAUUUCACACAACAUCACGGCAACAAUUCACGCAAAACUUCGGCUGCAGGGGAAAGAUGAGACGUUCAUCUCGCAAAUUGAGGUGUUCCCCUAUUCGGUGUUCUACGUCUUCUACGAGCAGUACCUGACCAUGUGGCCGGACACGCUGAAGAGUAUGGGUAUCUCCGUGCUGGCCAUCUUCAUUGUAACAUUCCUCCUGAUGGGCUUCGACAUUCACUCCUCCCUCAUUGUGGUCAUCACCAUCACGAUGAUUGUCAUUAAUCUCGGUGGCCUUAUGUACAUGUGGAACAUCUCCCUCAAUGCUGUCUCCCUUGUGAAUCUCGUAAUGGCCGUUGGGAUUGCCGUGGAGUUCUGCUCGCAUCUCGUGCACUGCUUCAGUGUCUCAAUGGAGCAAACGCGCGAACGGAGAUCCGCUGAUGCCCUCACGAAAUUGGGCAGUUCCGUCUUUUCCGGCAUUACACUCACCAAAUUCGCCGGGAUUCUCGUGCUGGCCUUUGCCAAGAGUCAAAUCUUCCAGGUCUUCUACUUCCGAAUGUACCUGGGUAUUGUGCUCUUUGGUGCCGCACACGGACUCAUCUUCCUGCCAGUCCUUCUCAGCUAUGUCGGAGCGCCCAUCAAUAAAGUGAAAUUGGCAGACUACAAGCGGCGAGUCUAUCAAAUCCAGGAGACAUCACUCUCAACCGCGUGAUGUAUAGCAAACGACGUCCCGACGUCACCAACUUCUCAAACACAACGUCCACCACCCCAAGUCACGGUACACCGACGCAUUCUGUCUCACCUCUGCUGUCAUCGCAUCCCACCUACGGAUCUGUGAAUUCCAUCGACGACGUUCAACCCAUUCCGGGCACAAGUGGUAUUGCCACUGUGUCCGGCAGGGCUGUUGAUGAUGGUGUCUACAAGCCCAUUGAUAUCUCGUGAACUUUCACCCCCACAAAUGGGACGCAUGGCAAAAAGAAUCUGAUUUAACUAAGCGAGAGAGGAAGCUAAGUACAGAACCACCUCUAAAUAUAUUUUCCUUAUUUAUCUACUAUAUUAAAAAAAAAUGAAAAAGAAAUAAAUAAAUUAAAUGGCCAAUAGUUGGUAAAGGCUAUACCAUCCCAACCGCGGCCAUACGAAAACAUAACCAUGAAGACAUAGAGGAGAACACAAACCAGUAUUUUUUUUGUAUAUGUUGUAUUCAUAUAAAACAUUUUUGGGAAAACACUAAAAUAAAUUAAAUUUUAAAAAAAGGGGAAAGAAUUAUAAAUAAUCACCAAAAUAUAUUUGUAUGUAAUGUAAAAAAAAAACAAAGCUGAAAAAUAUUUAGUGAAAAAUUUCAAAUGGGAAUUUUACGGUUAAUCGAAAACACGAAGUAAGGUUAGCUUGAUGGCAUAAAAUUGGUGCAUAACCUUAAAAAAUAAUUUCUCUUUCGAUUUAGGUUUCUUUGCGGUUUUGGCUACUCUUUGUAGAUUUGAUUUUUCAUUUAUUUCUGUUUUAAACCUGAAAAUUAAUAGUUAUAAUUAUCAAAAAAUGGUAAAACAUGAAGUUUUUUCGGAAAAGUGAGGUUAUAUUUUAACCUCAAUAUUUUUCCAAAUGAGACCGCAAGGAACAAGGCUAGAACUGAUAGAGGACUAUUGGGACCAAUAGAACAAAAAAAAAUUAACGAAAAUUCCAUUCAAACCUUAAUUUUGAUUCCCUUUUUUUUAAAAAUUUCUUUUUUAAACAAAAUUCUCCUCCAUCUUUUUAUCAUUUUCAUUUUUAAGGUUAUGUACGAAAGGGCUUAAAGUUAACCACGCUGUGUGUUAAAUUAAACACGCGCUAAAGUCUGCGAAAAUUUCCCCCAAAAAAGCACUCACUUUCUAAAGAAAAAAAGAAAAUAAACUUAACUAAUAAAAUAGCAAAAGAAUGAAUAUUUUUCCUAAAUAGUUUGUAGAAAAUUAAACUGCUGUUGUAAAAAUUUAAAAAAAAAAUGAAAAAGAUCAAUGUAAUCAAAAGUCAAGAAAAAUGCCUAUUAUAGAAACUUUUUCUUCUUCUUUUAUAUUGAGAAAAUGAAACUUUUUUAAAAAAUGUUUAUGGAAAAAAAACAUAGAAAAAUGAAUAGAAAUUGGAAAAUUGUUGCAUUCCAUGGAUUUUUUGUACUUAUAGACAGUUUGUAAAAAAAAUGAUUUAAAAAUUAAAAAGAAAAUAAGGAAAAGCUCCGUUGGGUUGGGGCCAGGUGAAGAUUUUCACGAGAAAUGCCUAAAAAUCCAUGGAUUUGAGUGUUGAAGUUUUUUUUUUGACUAAAUGUAAAAAUUUUUGUUCUUUUUCUAACUCGGACAUUUAGUUUCACUCUCUCUCCAUUCAAUUGCAUUAAUGAUUCAUUAUUAAUUUGUAGUAAAAAGUACUGAAAUGAUUUCUUGAUAAAAUUAAUUUUUCUCACUUUCUUUCUUUUGCUUUUUUAGAAGAGAUUUUCUUUGGGAUUCUGAAUGAAAAUUUAAAUUUAAAAAAAAAAAGCUUUUUUAUUCGAUUUUUUUAAAAGUAAAUCCCAGAGAAAAGCUUUCAAAGAUUUUAUUAAAUAUAUAUAAAUCUUUAGCUAUAGUCUUAUGUGAUUCCAUUUAAUUAAAAACAACAAAAAUAUAUUUCAUUAAUUUGAAAUAUAUUUUUAUCUCAUUUUUAAUACAGAUUUUUUCACAGCUAAAUUAAAAGAAAAAAAUGUGAACAAGUAUUUUAUAUUUUUUAGGGUGUAUUGUAGAUUAAAUUGAAAACGUUUUAACCUCUGUUGAAGAGACUUUAUGAAGAAUUAAAGAAUAGAAGCUUUUUUGGAGGGUAAGGGGAGCGUUUAAGUUUUUCUUCUCUUCAAAAUUCUAAAUCAGAUUUUUAACAAUUUUCUGGAAAAAAUUUAAUAAAUAAAAUAAAAAUUACCCAAGAAAAAAAAUGGGAGAUAAAUUAUUUUUAGGCUUUAGAAAAACAAACAAGAGAAAAUUAAACCAAAAAUUUAACAAAAUUCUUUUAACUAAAACAAAUCUUAAACGCAAAAAUACAGUCCAUAAGGUAGAAAAUUUCUUGAAUUAAGGGUUUAGUUUUUAGUGAAAAAAAAAAAGCAAAAUUGUGACAUUGUUGAUUUUAUUUCAUAAAAAAUAUUUUUGUGUCUUUUUUUUGAUGAUCUUUUGAGGCUUUUUUUGUGAAAUGCAAAUAUUUAUUCCUUUGUCCUGCAUAUAGUUUGUUUUUCUUUCCUGGUCAGUGGCCUUUCUGCAAAGUGGAUUUUGAGAUAAGAGGAAGAACAGAACAUUUUUUAAAACUUUCUGCUGAUAAACAAAGAAAAUUUCGGAUUAGAAAAGAAUUCGUUGUAGGUUUUUAAGAAGAAAAAAAUGUGAAGAGUAAUUGAAAAUUUUUAAAUAUAAAAUAAGCGCGCGCGUGAAGCCUUUGAAUUUUUGUAUCUCUAAAAGGACAAAGAGGAAAAGAAAUUAGAAAAAAGAAUUUAAA
Lutzomyia longipalpis is the source of this 7047-nucleotide messenger RNA. RefSeq names its product NPC intracellular cholesterol transporter 1 (gene Npc1a). Gene Ontology annotation, molecular function: lipid carrier activity. Gene Ontology annotation, cellular component: membrane. NCBI's taxonomy places the organism in Eukaryota, Metazoa, Arthropoda, Insecta, Diptera, Psychodidae. The coding region runs from base 224 to 4294 and encodes 1356 amino acids. The record is from RefSeq and is a predicted model, not a curated record. The transcript has 11 exons.